This is a messenger RNA of Aureobasidium pullulans EXF-150, 915 nucleotides long. RefSeq lists its product as uncharacterized. Bases 1 to 915 code for a protein of 304 amino acids. The record is from RefSeq and is a predicted model, not a curated record. Gene Ontology annotation, cellular component: COPI vesicle coat. Gene Ontology annotation, molecular function: protein binding; structural molecule activity. Gene Ontology annotation, biological process: endoplasmic reticulum to Golgi vesicle-mediated transport; intra-Golgi vesicle-mediated transport; retrograde vesicle-mediated transport, Golgi to endoplasmic reticulum. NCBI's taxonomy places the organism in Eukaryota, Fungi, Ascomycota, Dothideomycetes, Dothideales, Saccotheciaceae. The transcript has 2 exons.
AUGGACCCCUACUCAUCAGAAGGAGAGCUGGUGAACAUGCACACAGCCUUCGUCCAAGGCCAAUAUCAACAAGUCAUCGACUUCGACACGUCAAUCUUCAGCGCUCCUAACCAGCCCUCUGCCCAAAUCCUCAAAUACCGCGCCCAACUCGCCCUGCAAGAUUAUGAUUCCGUAUCGUCUUCCAUCUCCUCCUCGGACGCUUCCUCAGACCCUUCUCUCGCUGCCGUAAAGGUCUACGCUUCGUACGCUGCUUCAUCUUUCACCUCCGACUCCGCCGUAUCGCAAGCCGAAUCCCUGUCGCAGAGCAACAGCGACAACCUCUCAGUCCAGCUUCUUUGCGGUGCCGUCCUCGCCCGUGCAGGCAAGACCGACGAAGCCAUCGCUCUUCUCUCCCAACACCAAGGCAGUCUUGAUGCCGUAGCCAUGUCGACCCAGAUUCACCUUAGCAAUAACCGCGCCGACCUCGCAGCAAAGGAAGCAAAGUCCGCUCGCUCAUUCGCACAAGACGCACUGCUUGUCAAUUUGGCAGAGAGCUGGAUCAGUCUCCGUGAAGGGGGUGACGCAAAGUACCAACAAGCAUUUUAUGUGUUUGAAGAGUUGGCCCAGGCACCUGGUUCGUCCGCUGUCACAUCAUUGGUCGCACAAGCAGUGUCAGAGUUACAUUUGGGCAGAUACCCAGAGGCCGAGACUGCCUUGCAACAGGCUCUGGAUGUCGAGCCUGAGAACACCACCGCAUUGGCCAACGCUGUCGUUCUGUUUACCGCCACAGGGGAUGUCGAAAGAGCCGCUGAGAUGAAGAAGAAACUACAAGGUACCAAGGGUGGUGAGGAGACUGAGCUUCUCCAAGGUCUUGCAGCCAAGAAGGAAGCCUUCGAUGCAGCAUGCGAGAAGUACCAGCCCAAGUUCGAGCCCUAG